AUGGACCCAUUAUCUGUCGCAGCGGGUGUCAUCGCAAUAUUGCAAGCAACUGGAAUAGCAGGUCAAGGUGUUCAUAAGCUACUGGCCUUGCGAGAUGCACCUCAACAGCUCUAUCAGCUAUGGAACGAGGCUGAGGCUUUACGAGCUCUGGUACUUGAGACCGAAUCGGUCCUACGUCGUAUGCUGGAUUCGAAUGGAUAUGACCUGACCAGCUCCUCCAUUGGACCUUCACUAGAGAAAGUUAAAGAACAUGUAGUCGAGUUCGAAGAACUGAUCCGCAACAAACUAUCUCGACCAGAGAUAGUGGGUAGUCAGGUGUUACCAAAAGUUCGGCGGUUGCAUUGGCUUCGGGCGGGAUCAGACAUACAAAGGAUCAAACAGAACAUUCGCGAUUCCAGAGAAAUACUCAAAGAUCGGCUCGCUCUGAUCAGCAUAAACGAUAGUCAUGACUUGAAGUCUCAUGUUCUUCAAAUUCAGAGCAUAGCACUCACCAGUUCAGACGCCAUUCGGCAAAUCGAAGACAACCAACGAGAAACCCAAGCAAGCCUGAUCGCGCUCCGUGUUGAACAACAGCAAAACUACGAAGCUCUACAGACCACCCUUACCUGCACGAUGCAACCGAUCCUUGGGCAAAUGGAGCAAAUGACAUUGGCAUUGACGAGGACUCAGGGAAGCCACUUGCCUACCCACAAUACCCCCGGCGGUAGCAACCCCCCGCCUUACAGUCCGUGGGCCCCACCACACCAAGAUCUACCCGUUCGUGUUUCCGCGACUAUAGCUUCACACCAAUGCCCAAAAGGUUGUAAGUGCCAAUGCCAUACACGAUCCUCGGUUCGCACACCAACAUGGUGCAAAAACGUCUUUGGCCGGCUUAUGUGGACAUACAGCUCGUCGAUAUCGAUGAGGUAUUGCAACUAUGCGCCAUGUAGGAAGAGUUUGGGAAAGCACCACUUUACAUACUACUUCCCACCGUGGCUUGUUUCCAGGGCGCUCGUGGUCUCUGCGGCACUAGACGAUCUCUCGGGAGCCGGUGCGAAACUAUCGAUCAAUGUACCACUCAUUGUCCCCGAAGAGAGUCAUAUCGUGUGGUCGCUAGUGAUGGCGGGAAACCUGGAGCAAUUGAGGGUUUUAGUGGCCCAGGACAAGAAUCUGAUGUACGUCCGAAACCAGUGGGGACAAAACAUCAUGCAUGUUGCUGCGAAAAUCCAUCAGCCUGCUAUCUUCAAUUACUUACUUGAUAUGGGCAUGGAUGCCAAUCUUCCAGACGAAAAUCAGAAAACAGCCACCACGACGGUGAUCACCCGCCGCGGCGCCGAAGAGUACGAUCUUCCUAUAGAUGCAGACGACCUCGCCGAUCGCCUUGGAUGGACGGAGUUGCACAAAAUAGCUGCUUUGACGCACAAAGACCGUCCAUUGACGGAGGCGAUCCUGAAGGCAGAGUAUGACACAAUCAACAGCAAAGAUAAUCUUGGCCGCACACCACUGCAUUGGUUAGCUGAGAAUGGCGACGUAGACGGAAUCAAGCUUUUGACGCAAGACCCCUGGCGGGCCGAUGUACAUGUUCGGGACAACAUGGGAUUCACAGCACUUCAUUGCGCCUGCUGGGCAGACUCUUUGGCUAGUUCAUCAGCCCUACUCGAUGCAGGCAGCAACCCGAAUGCACAAGACAAACAUGAAAGAACGCCAGUCCUCUUCUUCGAGGAUAGCAAGAUAUUGGAUCUUCUGAUCGAGAAGGGUGCUGACCUUCUCGUCAGCGAUGAUGAAGGGGCAAACUUCAUGCACCAUGUCGCGAUCGCCGAUCAAGGUGAUCUUGCAAUGACUUUACUCGAGCGGUAUGGAGAUAAGCUUUGCGUACCCAACUAUAGCGGCGAUACUCCCAUUGGCCUGGCCAUACAAUCCAACAGUCUCCAAGUCCUUGCAGCCUUGGUAACAUACAUGGAUGAGUUUCCUGUCGAAAAAAUCAACUCAGUCAACAAGAGCAAACGUAACAUCCUCCACAUUGCUGCUUUGUAUGGCACAACUGAGUCUAUGGACAUGCUCGCCGAAGCAGGUCUUAUUGGUCUGGAUCCAGAUGCAUUGGAUAAAGAUGGCCAUACACCAAACGAAUGCUUCAUUCAGUGUCGAGACGCAAAUCAUGCAACGACACGCAAACGAUUUGAGUUAGAGAACGAAUCAUGGACAAGUCUGAUGGCAACAGUACGCAGACAGGGAAAGCCACUCUUUGAGAUGAAAGAAGUAGAAAAAGUUGACGUAAGAAUGGAAGUAAGGAUCAUUGAGGAAGUGGUCUAG
Molecule: messenger RNA, 2289 nt
Organism: Aaosphaeria arxii CBS 175.79
Lineage: Eukaryota; Fungi; Ascomycota; Dothideomycetes; Pleosporales
Product: ankyrin
Exons: 6
Coding region: 1-2289 (762 amino acids)
Cellular component (GO): cytoplasm
Molecular function (GO): protein binding
Source: RefSeq, a predicted model, not a curated record